GAAAAUGGCGUGGAGCUGCUGCGCUCGUGUCUGGGUUAAGCAGGAGUUAUUGGGUGGUGGAAGAAGCCGGGCGCACAGGCCUAGUCUGUAUACACAACAGAGAAAUGGAUUCAGAAAACCAUCACAGAAGAGCGAUUUCCAACAACCAAACUCGGAAACUGGUUCGAAGCCACAGAAAAGUAGUUUGUCUCCUCCAGUUCAGGACCCAGUCUUUCAUGAAUCAAAUCGUUCAAUGAAGAAGCUUGUGAAACCUCUCAUCUUUACAGUUGGGUUUUCAGGCUGUGCUUUUGGAUCAGCUGCUAUUUGGCAAUAUGAACAUCUCAAAUCCAAGGUCCAGAACUAUUUUGAGGAUGCUCGAGCAGACUGGAUGGACAGGAUGCGACCACAGAAGGGGCUGGACUUCAGAAGGCAGAUUAACCUGUGGUGGAAUAGUCUGAGCAACGGGCAACGGGCUGUGUCAGGCAUUAUAGCUGCAAACGUCUUUGUAUUCUGUUUAUGGCGGGUGCCUUCUUUGCAACGAAUAAUGAUCACAUAUUUCACAUCUAAUCCAGCUUCUCGAGUCUUGUGUUCCCCCAUGUUGCUGUCUACUUUUAGUCAUUUCUCAUUUCUGCACAUGGCAGCCAACAUGUAUGUUUUGUGGAGCUUCUCAACCAGCAUAGUCUCCCUUCUGGGACGUGAACAGUUCUUGGCACUGUACCUCUCUGCAGGGGUUAUUUCCACAUUUGUCAGUUACGCCUGCAAAACGAUUACAGGAAGGUUUGGACCAUCACUUGGAGCAUCAGGUGCGAUAAUGACCGUCCUUGCAGCAGUAUGUACGAAGAUGCCGGAAGCCAAGCUAGCUAUAAUAUUUCUUCCAAUGUUCACAUUUACAGCUGGAAAUGCUUUAAAAGCCAUUAUUGCAAUGGACAGUGCCGGACUUGUUUUGGGCUGGAAGUUUUUUGACCAUGCAGCACACCUUGGGGGAGCUCUGUUUGGCAUGUGGUAUGUAAUAUAUGGGAAUAAACUUAUAUGGAAUAAUAGAGAACCAGUGGUGAAGGCUUGGCAUACAUUGAGGACUGGGAAACCAGGGAAAUGAAGUGGGACUCAUGGCUGCUGCUGCGUUUUAGAAGACACUUGUACAGAAAUAGUGUGCUACUUGGAGGAAGACCGGAAAGUGGAUUGGUCAUCGCAUUGCUGCACGGGACAUACUGGGACCUUUGGUUCCUAAUGUGAUGAAUAAAUGUAUUUGGUAAAAAAAAAAGGCAGAACUGAAACAAAGAUUGUAUCUUACUGCUUUAUUAAGUGAGUCUGUAUCACUUUCUUAGGAUAUUUUGGAGCUAAAAUAAAAUGGGAUCAUCUGCC
Messenger RNA from Elgaria multicarinata webbii, 1341 nucleotides. RefSeq names its product presenilin associated rhomboid like (gene PARL). The transcript has 10 exons. Bases 5 to 1075 code for a protein of 356 amino acids. Gene Ontology annotation, cellular component: membrane. Gene Ontology annotation, molecular function: serine-type endopeptidase activity. The record is from RefSeq and is a predicted model, not a curated record. NCBI's taxonomy places the organism in Eukaryota, Metazoa, Chordata, Lepidosauria, Squamata, Anguidae.